AUGCCAUUCAUUGACACUUCUCCCAGUUCAAAGGAACUGUGGCGCCACUCCGCUCCGCAUACCACUCAAAUCUAUGACUUCAUCCAAAAGUCCAACCAAACCUACGGAACGUCGCUGACCAGCUACGACGACCUGUGGCAGUGGAGCGUGUCCGAGCCUGCCAAGUUCUGGGAGCAUGUGUGGCAUUAUACUGCUCUCAAAGCUCACAAUCAGUAUAAUGUAGUGCUGGAUUCGGACCAACUUCUCUUUCCCAGGCCUAACUUCUUCGCCGGCAGCACCCUCAAUUUCGCCGAGAAUCUACUCUACCCAGCCUCAUCACCCGACGAAAAUGCCAUCGCGAUCAUCGCCGCUACCGAGGCUGAUCGGGAAACUAUCUCGUGGAAAGAAUUGCGGGAUCGUGUGCAGCGAUGCGCCAAUUCACUAAAGGAGGCUGGUCUGCAACCCGGGGAUCGAGUCGCGGGGUUCUUGGGAAAUCAUGCGAACACGGUCAUUGCAAUGCUAGCGACCACUUCCAUUGGAGCUUUUUGGACAGGCGUGUCUCCUGACACGGGCGUCCAUGCUGUAUUGGAGCGUUUGGGCCAGAUAGAGCCCAAAGUCUUGUUCGCUGACAAUGCGUCUCUAUAUAACGGCAAAGUGCACGGGACAAAUGCCAAAAUCCAGCAGAUCAUUCCCGAGCUUCCAAAGCUGCAGAUGUUGGUGAUAUUCGAGACCGUCAAGUCUCAUGAAUUCAAUCUUGAGGACGUUCCUCGGACGCAGGCGACAGUGUCUACUUAUGACGCUUUUCUUUCCUCGGCUCGCGAUCCUUCCGCCCCUCUCGAGUUUACCAGUCUUCCUCCCGACCAUCCAGUCUACAUUUUAUAUUCGUCCGGUACCACGGGGGCACCGAAACCCAUCGUGCACGGCUCUCUCGGGACGUUGUUGCAGCAUAGGAAGGAGCACGUGCUUCACUGCGAUAUACGCCCGGGAGAUCGUGUGUUCUAUUUCACGACAGUCACUUGGAUGAUGUGGCACUGGCUGGUUUCGGCACUUGCCAGUGGCGCUACCAUCGUUCUUUAUGACGGCUCCCCGUUCCGACCUUUCGAUGCGGAAGGGGGAAAUGGAGAGAUGGCUAUGCCACGACUGAUCGAUGAGUUGCAAAUCACCCACUUCGGAACGUCAGCAAAAUAUCUGUCUGUCCUAGAACAAGCGUCUCUCAAUCCCAGGAUGCACCCGCAUCGCCCGGUAACCCUGAAAUCCCUGAGGGCAAUCUUCAGCACUGGUUCUCCUCUCGCCCCAUCCACAUUCGAGUAUAUCUACUCCUCCAUCCAUCCCGAUAUUAUGCUAGGCUCGAUCACCGGAGGUACCGAUAUCCUAUCGUUGUUCUGUGGUAGUUGCCCCAUUCUUCCUGUCUGCAAAGGCGAGAUCCAGUGCCGUUGCCUCGCAAUGGCUGUCUCCGUAUAUGACUACGCUGGCAAUGAUAUAAGCGCCUCCGACGAACCCGGUGACCUUGUUUGCACGAAGCCUUUCCCUGCGCAACCGGUGAUGUUCUGGCCUCCCGGUCCUGUCGGAGCCGAAAAAUACCGCAAAAGCUAUUUCGACGUUUUUGGACCGUCAAUAUGGCAUCACGGAGAUUUUGUGCGCCUGAAUCCGCGCACCGGGGGCGUGACCAUGCUGGGCCGGAGUGACGGUGUCCUGAAACCUGCCGGUGUCAGAUUCGGAAGUGCAGAAAUAUACAACGUCCUUCUUAAGCAUUUUGCGGACGAGGUUGAGGAUUCCCUCUGUGUGGGAAGAAGACGUGAGGGAAUUGAUACAGAUGAAACCGUUGUGUUGUUUGUGAAACUGGCUUCGCCUACUGAAUCAUCUGCUUCCAUCUCUUCGGACCUAGUAGCACGGAUCCAAGCAACAAUCCGCAAGGAGCUUAGCCCUCGCCAUGUCCCCGGAAUAGUGGAUGCCUGCCCGGAGAUUCCGGUGACUUCCAAUGGCAAAAAGGUGGAAAACGCCGUGAAGCAGAUUCUGUGUGGCUUGAAUAUCAAGAUUGGAGCCAGUGUUGCCAAUGCCUCUUGUCUUGACUGGUAUCGUUCCUGGGCGACGGAGCAUUUGUAG
Messenger RNA from Aspergillus melleus, 2082 nucleotides. RefSeq names its product acetoacetate--CoA ligase family protein. Gene Ontology annotation, molecular function: acetoacetate-CoA ligase activity. Lineage: Eukaryota; Fungi; Ascomycota; Eurotiomycetes; Eurotiales; Aspergillaceae. Bases 1 to 2082 code for a protein of 693 amino acids. Gene Ontology annotation, biological process: lipid metabolic process. Gene Ontology annotation, cellular component: cytosol. The transcript is spliced from 2 exons. The record is from RefSeq and is a predicted model, not a curated record.